This is a messenger RNA of Anolis sagrei ordinatus, 3602 nucleotides long. RefSeq names its product dpy-19 like 4 (gene DPY19L4). The record is from RefSeq and is a predicted model, not a curated record. Gene Ontology annotation, cellular component: nuclear inner membrane. Gene Ontology annotation, molecular function: mannosyltransferase activity. Lineage: Eukaryota; Metazoa; Chordata; Lepidosauria; Squamata; Anolidae.
UGCUCCCUCUAUCGCGUUCCGCUUCAGCUUGGAACAGACCAGGGAGAGGCGAAGGGGGGCGCGGGCUCUACAGGAAGUGAGACGCCGCCGCCGCCGCCUCCCUUCGCGGCCCUCGGGGGUGUGUUCGGGAAGAGAAGGCUUCGUGGGACGAAAGCACGGGGCUGGAGGCUCUCUAGCGGCAGCGGCGGCGCCUGGAGAUGGAGGACGGCUCUGCGCAUCUAAGUCAAAGAAGGAAGCCUAACUGUCCAAAUGUUAAAGAGGAAGCUCCCAAAAAAGACAACGAGGAAAGCAAAAAAUCAAAACGAUCUCCGAGAUAUAUCUUAAUCCCACGUUUUGCAAAGCUUUUUUUCGGCUGUCUUGCCGCAAUUUUAAGUGGAAUGAUGUAUGCCAUAUACCUCUCAACAUACCAUGAACGGAAAUUCUGGUUCUCUGGCAGACCGGAGCUUGAGCGGGAAAUCACAUUUCAGGGUGAUAGUGCUAUUUACUACUCAUUUUACAAAGAAUUAAUAAAGGCACCUUCCUUUAAAAGAGGCAUUUAUCAGCUUACCCACGAUAACAGCACUCUCUCAAUGAAGACCAUGAAUGUUGUGCGACAGAUGACUUUGUACCCAGAGUUGAUUGCCAGCGUCUUGUAUCAAGCAUCUGGCAGUGAAGAUGUUAUAGAACCAGUAUAUUUUUACAUUGGCAUCGUCUUUGGACUGCAGGGGAUCUAUGUGACUGCCUUGUUUGUAACCAGCUGGCUGAUGAGUGGGACUUGGCUUGCUGGAAUGUUGACAGUUGCCUGGUUCAUUAUAAACAGGGCUGACACAACAAGAAUAGAUUACUCUAUCCCUUUAAGAGAAAAUUGGGCCAUGCCAUAUUUUGCUUGCCAAGUUGCAGCUUUGACUGGUUAUUUAAAGAACAACUUAAACUCAUCUGCUGAGAGAUUUUGUUACCUGCUGGUCAGUGCUUCAACAUACACUUUUAUGAUGAUGUGGGAAUACAGUCACUAUCUCCUGUUCAUCCAGGCUAUUUCUCUCUUUCUGCUAGAUCUCCUAGGUCUUACACAGACUGAGAAGGUACAUGAAGUUUAUAAAAUUUACCUGUUUUCUCUUUUCCUGGGAUACAUGUUACAGUUUGAAAACCCAGCUUUAUUAGUGUCUCCACUACUCAGCCUUGUUGUAGCUGCACUCUUGGCAAAAUACCUUCAGAUGAAUACAAAAAAGGGAACACUUCUCUCACGAAUGCUGAAAGUUGUUUACUUUUAUUUGGUAUUUACUAUGACGGUGACAUUAAACCUCGUAGCAAAGACCUUUAUUUCUCAUAAGGAACAUGAACAUUUAAUGAAGGUUCUUGAAGUCAAAUUUGGUUUAAACACAACCAAGAACUUCACUGUAAAUUGGUUUCUGUGCCAAGAGUCUUUUCAGACAGCAUCCCAAGACCUUUUCCUGCGGCUCACUCAGUCUUCCCUUCUGCCUUUCUACAUUUUAGUGCUAAUUAUUUGCCUGGUCUCUGUUGGUCAGGCCAUAUUUAAGAGAAUGGGUGGCCAGCCUGUCGGUGAAACAACUACAUUCAAAGUUGGCAGGAUUGGAGAAAGGCCAGAAGUAGUGUACCACGUCCUGCACAGCAUUUCCCUGGGGUUGCUUGCUGUGAUGAUGGAAGGAAUGAAAUACGUAUGGACUCCCUACGUUUGCAUGAUUGCAGCAUUUGGAGUCUGUUCCCCAGAGCUCUGGACGACCCUUUUCAAGUGGCUCCGACUAAAGACUGUACACCCCAUCUUGCUGGCCCUCGUCCUGAGUAUGGCAGUCCCAACAAUCAUUGGCUUCAGCUUAUGGAAAGAGUUUUUUCCUAGGAUAAUGGGAGAACUUACAGAACUGCAAGAAUUUUAUGAUCCCGACACUGUAGGACUCAUGACCUGGAUCAAAAGGCAAGCUCCUAUUGCCGCUGUGUUUGCUGGCAGUCCUCAAUUGAUGGGUGCGAUCAAACUGUGUACUGGCUGGAUGGUGACAAAUCUGCCCCUGUAUAAUGAUGAGGAUCUGCAAAAGAGGAAUGAACGCAUUUUUCAAAUCUAUUCUAAAAGAUCCGCUGAUGAUAUCUAUAAGAUACUCACGUCCUACCAAGCCACCUAUCUGGUUAUAGAGGACUCCAUUUGCAAUGAAGUGGGGCCUGUGAGAGGAUGCCGAGUUAAAGACUUAUUGGACAUUGCGAAUGGCCAUGUGUAUUAUGAAGAAAAUGAUGGCUAUGGAUACUCAAAGUACGGACGUUUUUGCCAGGAGAUCAAAAUGAACUAUUCUCCCUAUGUGAACUACUUCACUCGAGUGUACUGGAACAGGUCCUAUUACGUAUACAAAAUUAACACUGUCAUAUCUUUUCAGUCCUGAGAAGGCGUGCAGAUGGCAUCCUCUUUAAAGACUGCAUUGAUUUGCAGCAUUCAGAAAAGCAAGGAGGCUAUUUACAAACUUUUCUUUUUUUAUUAUAUAUAUAUAUUGCCCAGAAGCUGAUACACAUUAUUGAAUACGUGCAAAAUAGCCCUUACUUAGCAUAUCUGACUGGAAAAUUACAGACCGACUGCAGCAUGGCAAGAGAUACAAGAUACACUCCAGGAAGAUGACAACGAAGCGAUGAGUGUCUUCCAAUUUUCCAAAAAUCUCUUCACAGCAUUUGUGGUUUAACUAAUCUUGUACUAAAUUGUGCAUUGAUUCCCCCCCCCCCCCCGAUGUCAGUUUUAUAGCAAUUACUAGCUUUAGCUAGAUUAAUUUACUGUACUAGAUAGAAGAAAGGGAAUGUAUGGAUUUGUUGGGAAUGACCCUCAAGCUGUGCGUAUAGACUGUCAUGUUUUUAGCUUUGGGCUCCUUCCAUAGAAAUUGAAAAGGCAAUGGACAUUUCUUGGGAUUGGGAAGCCGUUGAAAAGGAACUUGAGUUUAAGGAUGCUUUCGCAGAACUUUGGAAAAUAAUAUUUUAGAUCAGAUUGAUCAUGCUAUCUGAGAGAUCCUGCAAAGUAUAGUCCUAAAAAGUAAACAUCUCAGUUUGUCCUUUUCCUGAGGCUGAUUCUUCGCAAUCAAGAAUCCUGGCUAUGUUCUGCUUUUGGAUUCAAGACAGUGCCAGAGCUGUCAGUGAUUUUGACAGCACACAAUUAGAUUCUAUAUUUGGCCAAUCAAUCAAUAAUGACAUGGAUCAUACUCUAAAAAGUCAGCACAAACAAUAGAAUGUGUGCCUUUGGUUUAUGUUUUGAGAAAUCAAUACUCCAAACAACUUUCAAAGUGCAUAUGGGUGAUUUUUUUAAAAAAUGUGUUAAGCAGACACUUUCAUGUCACGUCUUCUAGUUGGAAUAAACAUUUUGACCCACAGACAAGAAAAGCUCAGAAUCUUACAUUCAAGGAUGCUUAACUUAAUGUUUUUGCAGAGUUCAGCUACUUCACCGGACUCUGUGCCUGCUUUAACAUAAAGAAGAAUCUCAUAGUUUUUCAUAGCAGACCAAAUGUGGCCAUUCUCCACAGUUUGCAUUUAGAUGUACUGUAACUAAGAAGUCACAGAUUGAAGACAAAGCUGGCAACAGUUUAUGAGAGGGUCAUUUUUUUCUGAAAUUUAUUUGUAUGUUACUUUUUAAAUGGUUGUUAUUCUCA